This is a messenger RNA of Carica papaya (papaya), 1320 nucleotides long. RefSeq names its product putative mannitol dehydrogenase. Gene Ontology annotation, molecular function: oxidoreductase activity, acting on the CH-OH group of donors, NAD or NADP as acceptor; zinc ion binding. The record is from RefSeq and is a predicted model, not a curated record. Lineage: Eukaryota; Viridiplantae; Streptophyta; Magnoliopsida; Brassicales; Caricaceae.
GCGCUCAUACUUGGCUCUCUUGUUUUUCUAGUUCAAGAAAAAGAAAAUGGCAGAGCGCUCACCAGAAACAGAGUACCCUAUUAAGGCAUAUGGCUGGGCAGCGAGAGACUCUUCCGGUCAUCUCUCUCCCUUCAACUUCUCCAGAAGGGGAACAGGCGAGGAAGACGUGAGGGUAAAGGUGUUGUAUUGUGGAAUCUGCGAUGGAGAUCUUUGCAUAACAAAAAAUAUCUGGGAAACUGCUGUGUACCCUAUGGUUCCCGGACACGAAAUUGUUGGAGAAGUGACAGAAGUUGGGAACAAGGUGAAGAAGGUCAAAAUUGGUGAUAAAGUCGGCGUUGGCUGUAUUGUUGGUGCAUGCCACUCUUGUGAGAAUUGUGUCAAUGACCUUGAAAAUUAUUGUCCCGAAAUGAUAUUCACCUACAAUUCUAUUCACCUGGAUGGCAAAAUCACUUAUGGAGGUUUUUCUGAUCAUGUAGUUGUUAAUGAACAUUACAUCCUUCGAAUUCCUAACAAUGUACCACUUGAUUCUCUUCCUCCUUUACUUUGUGCUGGAAUUACAGUGUACAGUCCAUUAAAAUAUUUUGGACUGGGGAAAGUUGGUAAACAUGUAGGUAUUGUAGGCCUUGGUGGUCUCGGUCAUUUAGCUGUUAAAUUUGCUAAAGCAAUGGGUGCUCAAGUCACGGUAAUUAGUACAUCACCAAGCAAAAAAACUGAAGCUUUAGAACGUUUGGGUGCUGAUGCAUUUUUGGUUAGCCACGAUACUGACCAAUUAGAGUUUGCUGCUGAAACAAUGGAUGGUGUUAUUGACACUGUUUCUGCAGCUCAUUCCCUCGCACCGUAUUUUAGUCUAUUGAAGUUCAGUGGACGACUUGUGUUGUUAGGUACACCAGCUACGCCAUUGGAAAUAUAUCCAUAUUCUUUGUAUGAUGGAAGGAAAGAAAUAGUUGGGAGUUACAUCGGAGGUAUAAAAGAGACAGAAGAGAUGAUUGAUUUUGCUGCAAAAUACAACAUAAAGGCAGAUGUUGAGAUUAUUCCAAUCGAUUACGUCAACAUUGCUAUGGAGCGAGUAGCUAAAUCUGAUGUCAAAUACCGCUUUGUCAUUGAUGUUGGUAACACCUUAGCUGUUAGAAAGCCUUAGCUUGCUAUGUUCAACAUCUAAUAUUCUACAUAUGUCCCUAGCGAUAUUAAAAUAUUUUUACCAUUGCUAAUUUUGUUAUUAUUUGCAUACAUUCAGAAUAAAUUUUAAUUUGGUACCCAUCGGGAUGUAAAAGUUUUGGAUUAUCAUUUAUAGGUUUAUCAAGAGCAAAAAUCCUAUGGAAC